Sciurus carolinensis (gray squirrel) is the source of this 7900-nucleotide messenger RNA. RefSeq names its product kelch repeat and BTB domain containing 3 (gene Kbtbd3). The record is from RefSeq and is a predicted model, not a curated record. The coding region runs from base 129 to 1964 and encodes 611 amino acids. NCBI's taxonomy places the organism in Eukaryota, Metazoa, Chordata, Mammalia, Rodentia, Sciuridae. The transcript is spliced from 3 exons. Gene Ontology annotation, molecular function: protein binding.
CUACAAUUACGCCACUCACACUUUGGGAAACGCUAACCAGACAGCGGUGCAAGCCAAUCGCAAUCAGCGCUCUGGAAGCUGGGAGACUGGGGUGGAGACUUCAGAGACUGCAGUUGCAGUUCUAACACAUGGAAUUGGCUAUGGAUAAAUCAUAUGAUUUCAAUGAACGACGCUCAUGUAAUGGAAUUCCAUCUGAGAAGAAAAACAGCUACCUUGUAUCUGAAGAUCAUGGACAGAAAAUCUUAAGUAUACUGCAGAAUUUUAGAGAGCAAAAUGUCUUUUAUGAUUUCAAAAUAAUCAUGAAAGAUGAGAUAAUCCCAUGUCAUCGUUGUGUGUUAGCAGCAUGUAGUGACUUUUUCAGGGCUAUGUUUGAAGUAAACAUGAAAGAAAGAGAUGAUGGAAGUGUUACCAUUACUAAUUUGUCCUCCAAAGCAGUAAAAGCAUUUCUUGAUUAUGCCUAUACUGGAAAAACAAAGAUAACAGAUGAUAAUGUGGAAAUGUUCUUCCAAUUGUCAUCAUUUCUUCAAGUUUCCUUCCUAUCCAAAGCUUGCAGUGACUUUUUAAUAAAAAGCAUUAAUCUCGUCAAUUGUUUACAUUUAUUAUCUAUAUCAGAUAGCUAUGGCUCCACCCGUUUGUUUGAUCAUGCAUUAUACUUUGUACAACAUCACUUUUCUUUGUUAUUUAAAUCCAGUGAUUUCUUAGAGAUGAAUUUUGGAAUACUGCAAAAAUGUCUGGAAUCAGAUGAAUUAAAUGUUCCUGAAGAAGAAACAGUACUGAAGGUUGUCCUUAGUUGGACAAAACAUAACUUAGAAUCAAGGCAAAAGCAUCUGCCUCAUUUGAUUAAGAAAGUAAGAUUACAUCAGUUAUCUGAGGACACACUACAAGACUGUCUUCUCAAUGAAGAGUGUUUACUCAAAAGCACAAACUGUUUUGACAUAAUUGUGGAUGCAAUUAAGUGUGUACAAGGUUCUAGUGGACUUUUCCCUGAUGCUCGACCAUCCACAACUGAAAAAUAUAUAUUCAUUCAUAAAACUGAGGAAAAUGGAGAGAAUCAAUAUACAUUUUGCUAUAAUAUUAAAACUGACUCAUGGAAAAUACUUCCACAAUCACACCUGAUUGAUUUGCCAGGAUCUAGUCUGUCUAGCUAUGGAGAGAAAAUAUUCUUGACUGGUGGUUGCAAAGGGAAGUGUUGUAGAAAGGUUCGACUUCAUAUUGCUGAAUCUUAUCAUGAUGCCACUGAUCAAACCUGGUGCUAUUGCCCAGUCAAAAAUGAUUUCUUCUUGGUAUCAAAUAUGAAAACCCCAAGAACCAUGCAUACUUCAGUUAUGGCUCUCAAUAGAUUAUUUGUCAUAGGUGGAAAGACUAGGGGCUCUCAGGACAUUAAAAGUCUCUUAGAUGUUGAGUCUUACAAUCCUCUUUCCAAAGAAUGGAUAUCAGUUAGCCCAUUACCCAGAGGCAUAUAUUAUCCAGAAGCAAGUGCAUGCCAAAAUGUAAUUUACGUUCUUGGAUCGGAGGUAGAGAUUACAGAUGCCUUUAACCCAUCACUUGAUUGCUUUUUUAAAUAUAAUGCUAUAACUGAUCAGUGGUCUGAACUAGUAGCAGAGUUUGGGCAGUUUUUUCAUGCUACACUAAUUAAAGCUGUCCCUGUAAAUUGCACACUGUAUAUAUGUGACCUUUCCACCUAUAAGGUUUAUAGUUUUUGUCCAGAUACUUGUGUUUGGAAGGGUGAGGGGUCUUUUGAAUGUGCAGGCUUUAAUGCAGGUGCAAUUGGAAUUGAAGAUAAGAUUUAUAUAUUAGGUGGUGAUUAUGCACCAGAUGAAAUCACAGAUGAAGUACAGGUCUACCACAGCAGCAGGUCAGAGUGGGAAGAAGUUUCACCAAUGCCAAGAGCCUUAACUGAAUUUUACUGCCAGGUGAUUCAGUUCAAUAAAUACAGGGACCCAUGGUUUUCUAAUCAUUUCUAAAAGUAGUAUGUGCUUGAACAUUCUAAAAGUACUCCAUUCUCUUAACCUUCAAUAAAUCUGUUUGCCAUAAUGAUUGGUAUAAAGGUCUUUACAUCUUAUUGAAAUAAAAUGUUCCUUCUAUUACAGAACUACUAUGUAUGUAUGCUAGCUAUGAAUAUACAGUUCCCAGAAUUUACAAUACAGAAUACAUUUACCAAAAAUUAUGCUGAAUGUAAUUUAAUCUUGGAGAAUUCAGAAUACUUAGUAUUUUCAUAUGUAAAUAAAAGUCAUAGGCUUUGAUGCUUUUAAGUACUUCUCCUAUGAAAGACUAGUAAAAACAAAGUUCACAGAUUUGUACUAUGUAGAUGGGGGAAAUCUCUUGGGGUAGUAAAAAUGAAUUAUACACACUACAUUAUGUGACAUGAAAGAAAUUAUAAAUAACUGAGAAUCCUAGCUUGAUACUGUGAGCCUAAGAGUUAUUAAAUUCCUGUUCUUCCUGAUCAUAGAUUAACUUCUUUUAAAUAUUUCUUCUUUUACCAUUUUUUUGUCAGAAUUUUUCCUCAAAUGAAACACAUUUCCCCAUCAUUCUAAACAGUAAACCUAGAUUAGCUUUUUUGUGAUUCAGCUCAAUAAGAGCAUGUUGUACCAAGAUAUAAUGCCAUGCCAUUGGCAGAUACUUAAAUCUUUUAAAACUGAUUAUUAUUAUUGUCAGUUUCAAUUUCUUAGCAGUAUAUCUCUCUUCAUAUUUUUUGGUUCAUUAGUAAAUUAGCAUUCCUUAUUUAAUUAGUAGUUUUAAGUUACACCUGAACUGUUUGUCCUAACAUAUAACCCAUUAGUGAUAUUCUUGGAUUCUAGGAGGGUAGUCUUAAAAUAUUUUUUUCUGUAUCAAUGUCAGGUUCCAACACAAUUGAGGAUAUAGAGAAUCUGACUUCUAGAUAAGUGGAUCAUUAUCAUCCCAUUUCUUAAACUUCAUCCAAAUUUGAGUUGCAGUAAGAAAGUUUAGAAUUUAUUUGGUACCACAUCAGUUUUCUGCAAUGAUAUAUACAAACUUUAAAAGCACCAUUCUGGUUUACUACUUCAGUAAAUUUCAGUGAAUUACCUUCUAAUUUAAAAUGAUGACUAGGCUUUUGGUAUUGAUAAUAGUAUUCACCAUCUGCAUCUGUUUAAAUGUUUAAUCUUUAACUCAAGUAAUAAAAGAGUAUUGAUCUUGUUUUCAACUAGAUGGUUCUGCCUUGCAAGGGAAUGUUUCUUUACUCAGUUUAAAAGACAUGGGCAUUUCAUAUUUAAGAUCCUGGUUUAUAUCUCAGGUAAAGUGUAGAUUGUAUUUCUCUGGAACCACAUGUAGUUUCAUCUUAGUAGUAAAUUUUAAUCUAUAGUAAAUAUAAAAUGGAAAUGUAUCUAAGUGAUGUUUCUUUUAUUCUACCACAUAAAUUUAUGAAAACAAGUUUCAAAUAUAUUUUUCAAAAUCAAAGAUAAUUUAAAGUACAUACAGGGACUGUCUCUAAUGAGAUGACAGUUACAUAAAAGAGAAUUCUGUAGAACUGGUGGCCUUCCUAUCUAAGCACAUGAUUAGUUGGCUCUGCCCUUUCUUCUAGGUGUUAUGUUCAAGAAAGAAAGUUUAAUGGAGGCUUCUCUAUAUUUGUGUGCCUUUGAAAACAUUGAGAAAGACUAUAACAGUGAGUGAUCUUUAUUGGAUUUACUGCACUAUUAAUUUAAGUAUAUAUUAAUAGAGUAUAUUUAAAUAUUGUUGUCAUCACUGACUGGGAAUUGUUCAUCUCUUUCAGAAAGGAGAAACUAACACAAAACUAAAUCCUUUCUUGAUGCUCUUUCAUUAUUUUAUCAUCUUGAUUUCUACCAUUCUUCUCUUUGGUCAUUGCUUUAUGGUAAUGUUUCUAGAAAUAUCCUUCUUAUCAAGACCUAGGUGGCUCCCUAUGCAUUUUUGGUUUUUACCUUUUUUCUAAUGCAGGUUUUCUGCCUUAGUUGCUACAGUGGCUGUAGGUUUUUUGUUUUUUGUUUUUAUUUUCAUGCAUUGCCAUCCCUUUAUAGUGCACCUUUCCGCUCUUCUUCAAUUAUUACUGUGAGGAAAAUACUUUGUCUAGUUAAAAGACCCUAAACUCUUCAUUUAUUCACUGUUUUUUUCUCAUUACCAGAGCAAGUGCCUAUGGAUUUGGCACCAUUAAUCUAAUUUUGCAUCUCUUUGUUGCACUUUCAUUUGAUCUAUAUGCCUUAUUAAAAAAUAAUUCUGUCUUUAGAUUCCUGCAGGAAUCCAACUACACAGCAUCAGUGCUGGGUAUAUGCUCUGGUCUUGCCAAUCAUGCCUUUACUGUCUAAAAACAAAAUGUAUCAUUCUGGUCUCAUCAUUCUGAAUUUCUGACAUGCAAAUUUCAGCAAUUCCUCAAGUCUAUUAUCAGUACCUCCAGAAGGAGCCAUAUUUCCUGUUUGUAAAUUUAGGUAAGAAAAAAUAACAUCCUUAUAUGAACUCUUCCCUUAGUUAUUAUUUUCAAAGUCUGUCUUUCUUUCAUCUCUUUCAGUCAGUGCUACAACAUAAGAGACAAAGUAAUUGUGCUCAUUUUCCAGAUUGUAGUCAUUACUGUGGAAAAAUUCUGCUUAACAUUUCUAAAUUCAUUAACAUCUGUCUGUUAGAAUACAUUCAGAUUAUGCAUGCAAAAACAUUUGAAUAUUGUACUGUCUUUAAAAUUGAAAGGUAUAUGUCAUUAAGUAUAAAAAGAUUAAUAUAUAAGAUAAAACUCAAAAUUAAUAUUCCUAGAAUGAUCUCCGAACUUGGGCUAAAAUGUAAUUUUUGUUCAUCUACAGUCUUUGAGACUAAGUAAUAUGAAGAAUAUUUGCAUAAUCAAAAUUAACAAUUCCCAUAAUACUCAACUUGGUAUUGGAAAAGAAAUAGGUCCUUAUUACAGCAGCAUUCAUUACAUGUUACCCUUGAAAGCUAGAUUAUUUGAGAGUGACUCUACACUGCAAUAUGAUUUCAUUUUCCCAGGUAUUAAGAGGAACGUCUAAGUAUGUGUUUAGUGUGCUUAGCUCAAGGUACAUCAUUUGAAAAUCAGACUUGCACAGAGAUAUUCAUCUGUUUCUAUUUUGAUAUUUGAAAGCAAUAAAUGCUAUAAUGUAAUGAAUAAAUAGUUGCUUUAAGGUCAUUAUUCUCAGUUUAAUUGGAUUCAAUAUUCUGGAAAUUCUCUAUAUUUAGAAUAGAAGUGUAAUAUCCCAAAAUGUUUUGCAGAGGGCAGCUCUGGAGGGACUCCUAAAUGCAAGGGCUGAAAUUUAUAGGAAACCAGAUUUAUGUCUAAGAAAAAACUUGACACCACUUUAUGAAGUCCUACUUUAGAAUGAGACUAUUUACCAAGGACUCUGGCAUUUGACAAAUUAUUAGCUCAGUGAUUUCCUGCACAGGAGUGCAUGACCAAAGAUUUUUGCAUUCUAGUUAAACAUUUUAAUUUCAAUCAUUUCCCUUAUAUGGGACUAAUUGCUUCUUCCUCCAACUUAUUUAGCAAUUUAGACAUUUAAUUUUAAUGGUUCUGCAUACUCAAGAUUUUUCAAUAGGACCUGAGACUUUAAACUAUCAUUUGAGGAGCAUUUUGGUUAAGGGGGAUUCUUUUUCUUUUAAUCACUCAGGAAAAGUCUGUAAAUGGUGCUGACAUUUAUAGUGAGCUGUUAACUGAGAUUUUUUUCCUUCUAUUUACCGCAGAUGCAUAUUUGUCUUACAGUGAAUAAAAACUAAAAGCCAGUUUCUCUGAGUUUUGUUCUUAUUUUUCUGGAAAUGUAUUUAUAUAACCAAAGGUAGUGAUUUCCAUUCAUGUUAUAUAAUUUGGAAGACUCUAUCUUAAAAAUUUUAUAAAUUAUAUUUGAUGACUGAUGCUUAAUCAAAUUUAACAACAAAAUAGGAAAUUCAGUCAUGGAAUGAUACUAUUAUGCAUUUAUCAAACAAUAAGUCUUCUAAAUCAUAGACCUACAUUCAAAUUUGAAAAUAACCUUGGAAUCUAAUACAGCAUCCAAUGUGGUGUGGAAAGGUCCUCCAAAUCCGAAAACAACUUGGACAUGUGAUUUUUUUUUCCGUUUCUCAGUGCUUUAGAGGUGAAAAAUCACUAUCUUCAUUUUUGAACAAUUCUAUUAGAAACAUUGGAAAUAGCUCUGCCUUGCUGUAAUAACUUCCAGCGUUGGUCCCAGAUUGCUGACCCUGCCUGCAAGACAUUCAAGUGUGUGAAACAAUACUGUGUCUCUCAUCCUUCCAAGACAAGUUCUCGAUUUCCUUCUUGUUAAAGUGCUAAGCACUUUAUAGCACUUUAACAUCUCCCACAAUGGCUGGGAUACAUACCUGCUCCUUGUACACUUGCCUCAGACAAUCUAUUCUUGAUCUAUCUUUUUUCGAUGGAUUGAGCAUGACCAGCAUUGCAGAAUCUGUUUCAUAUUUGGAUAGUGCCUCACUAUCCAUUCCCACUGUACUUGAAAAUUAAAACAGCUCAUUCUUUCAUCUAGCUCUUUAGCUUUUGUAAAUCCCACCAAUGCUAGAGCUUUGCUUUCUCUCUCUCCUCAGAACUACCCACUCCCCAUCAACACAAUUAUAAACAUUUUCUAGGUGAGGAAUUCUAAAGCCAAACUUUAAUGUCAACCUUUUGUUAUUGGGUACAGUUUUUAAAAACACUCUACAAAAGACUUCAAGAAGUAUACCCAAACUAGAAACCAAAGCAGUUAUAUAAUAAGUAGUUAAUAAGAGAACAAUUUGCUCAGAAAUUAAUGCAGACCAGCCUUAUGAUGGCAAUUAUCUAAAUUUGAAGGUUUGUGGUGUUAGCCCAGUUGAAUAGAGAAUGAUAUUUUCAUGAAACAGGGUCACAGAUAACUUUAUGGGCCAGGGAGCUUUGUUCAUUUCAUUAUCAUUGGCAACAUUCCCAACCAUAAUGCCUAUCUAGCUCAACAAAUUGAACUAUUGGGUUCAAGAGUAACCAAGGUUGCUGAAAAUAACUCAGAGUACAGUCUUCUAUUAGUGAGCAUCACAUUGUAUAAAUAUUUUUUACAUGUCUGUCUUCCUCAUUUAACUGGAAACUCUUAGGGAUUAGGGAUAUAUCUUCAUCAUUUUAGAAUCCAGCAAUUAGCUCACUGCCCAUCCUAAUAAGGCAUCCAAUAAACUGAUAUUUUAUUGAGCAAUAUGUGAAGCAAAAUAUAUUUAUUGCAGUCAUAUUGUUACUGAAUAAAGUUGUUAUAUCUGCACACUUUGCAGUCUGUUUUCAUGUAAAAAAAUUAUUUUAAGAUUUUACAUUUUAGAAUGCUACCACACUGUACUUCAGUUAUCAAUGUAUGUGUUAAUUCUUUUAAUAAUACUUGAAAAUUGUGUAUGUCUAAAGUGUGAGAAAAUUGGUUUAGGUCAGUUUAUAUGACUUCAGCUUCUGUUUUAUUUUGUUUGUUUAGUAUACAGAAGGGUUAAUCAGAAGCACUUUUUGAGAGUGAAAAUACAUUCAGCACACUGCCGGCCUUUGGAGAGAAUGUAUAGUUGAUUGUAUAGUUGUGUAUGUAUAACUAGUUCUUGAAGGUGAGAUUACAAAUUUAAAGUCAUUUAUCCACCUAAUUUUAAUGCUUAAGGAUUUUUUUUCAUGAAUUUUAACUAUAAUAUCUAAUUCGUUGUUUCAAAGGCAAUAAUGGAUAAGAAAAUGACUGCAAGUUUCAUUAGUUAUGCAAGCCCCAUUUUUCCUACAAGAGCAUGAUAGCUUCAGUGAUCUUCCUCCCACUUUGGGGGGAUAGUGCUCAAAGCUACUUGCACUGCAUACACGGGUAACUUACUACAUUUCUUUAUUAGUGGAAUGUGGGCUUUUGCCAUAUGCUAUGAGAAAUAAAAUGAGCAUUUUUGCAGGUUCAUAUCAAACAUAUUAACAUGUAGUAAAACUUUUCAAUUCUAUAAGGUAAUUAUUAAUUUAUUAAAAUGUAUCUCAGAAAAAAUAUAUUGUCUGUAUGUA